Messenger RNA from Ambispora leptoticha, 723 nucleotides. The record is from the annotation of a GenBank genome assembly. Lineage: Eukaryota; Fungi; Glomeromycota; Glomeromycetes; Archaeosporales; Ambisporaceae.
UUUAAUAAGGAAGAAUUAGUUGAAAAAAAUGAAAAAGUGAGUAUUGCUGGGCGAAUAUUAAGAAUAAGAAGUUUUGGUAAUUUAAUCUUUGCUAAUUUAGUUGACCAAACUGGAAAAAUUCAAUUAAAAAUUAGUAAAAAUAAAGAUUUUGCCGAGUUAGAUGUCGGUGAUAUUAUUGGUGUAAAAGGAAUUAUUUGCAAAACUGAUAAAGGGGAAUUAAGCGUCGAAGUAAAGGAAUUUAUUCUGCUAAGUAAAUGUUUAAAACCACUCCCCGACAUCCAUUAUGGAUUUAAUGAUUUGGAGGAAAGAUUUCGCAAACGCUAUUUAGAUUUUAUUAUUAAUUCUGAAAAAAGAGAAAUUUUAAUCAUUCGCCAUCAAAUAAUCCAGAACAUUCGCCAGUUUUUAGACCAAAGAGGUUUUAUUGAAAUUGAAACACCCAUUCUUGUCUCAGAAGCCUCCGGAGCCCAAGCCAAACCCUUUAUUACUUAUCACAAUAAAUUACAUAGAGAUUUUUACUUGCGAAUUGCCACGGAAAUCCCUUUAAAAAAAUUACUAGUUGGUGGAUUUGAAAAAGUUUACGAGAUUGGGAGGCUUUUUCGUAAUGAGGGCAUAGAUGCUCGGCACAACCCUGAAUUUACCACAAUUGAAGUUUACCAGGCUUAUGAGAACUCUGAAUAUAUGAUGAAUUUAACGGAAGAGAUAUUUCACUAUUUAGUCAAUAAA